Molecule: messenger RNA, 828 nt
Organism: Elaeis guineensis (African oil palm)
Lineage: Eukaryota; Viridiplantae; Streptophyta; Magnoliopsida; Arecales; Arecaceae
Product: abscisic acid receptor PYL12
Biological process (GO): abscisic acid-activated signaling pathway
Cellular component (GO): cytoplasm; nucleus
Molecular function (GO): protein phosphatase inhibitor activity; signaling receptor activity; abscisic acid binding
Source: RefSeq, a predicted model, not a curated record
GAUGAUCUCUCUCCUAUUAACGCACUGCCGAGAAAAGUCCAAAUCCGGUUCAGCUUCCAGCCGACCGAACCGGUCUAUAUAUGUGGCAAGUUAAGCCCUCAGCAAAUGGAGAAAAGAGACAAAAAAGAGCGCUCCUCGUAUUCGAUAGCGAUGCCUUUGUUGCCGAGCUCGACGCCGCUGAGCCGGAUGGAGGAGGAGAUGGUCGACCAGUACCACAACUCGGUAAUCGGACGGGGCCAGUGCGGAUCGUUCCACGUGCAGCACGUAGCGGCGCCGGCCAUGGUGGUCUGGUCCGUGGUGCGGCAGUUCGACCGGCCUGAUCUCUACAAGAGAUUCGUACGGACGUGCGCGCUGCGGGCUGGGGACGGCCGGGUGCCAGGGAGCGUGCGGGAGGUGUGCGUCGUGUCGGGGCUGCCGGCGGAGACGAGCAUGGAGCGGCUCGACGAGCUGGACGACGACCGCCGCAUUAUCCGGUUCACCAUCGUGGGCGGGGACCACCGGCUCAGGAACUAUCGGUCCACCACGACGGUCCACGACGGCGGUUCGGUCGGCCGGGCGGUGGUGGUGGAGUCGUACGUGGUGGAUGUGCCGCCGGGAAGCACGGAGGAGGAGACGUGCCUCUUCGUGGACACCAUCAUUCGGUGUAACCUAAGGUCCCUGGCCCAUGUCGCGGAGAAAAUGACCCGAUCCUCAUCCAACGGCUGAGAUGCGUCCUUAGUUCCCCCUUUUCCAUUUCCGGUAACUAGAUAGUGCUUGAUGUAUGUACCCAGGUUUUGUUUGGUGUAAAAGUUUCAUGAUGAUUUAGUUUAACCGGUUGGAAUUGAUUAA